CAGUUUUCAGACCGACAACGCACGGGCUCUUCGCUUGAUAUCCGGACAUAGAAAUAUGCAGAUAUCAUCCAAUUUUUAGUUGACACCUAUAUUUAAAAAGUCUUUGUCAAGCAACAGUAUCGAUCGCAUUCAUCAAUAACUACAGUAAAUAUCUAUAUAUCAAAAAAGUCUCCCAAGAAGAAGAAGCAGCGAACUGUUUUCGUUUUGUCAAAUCGAGUUCUUGUUUUUGUGGCUGAUUUAAAUUAUACCGGAAAAAUUCGAUUGGAAAAGAAGGAUAAUUUGUAAAGAGGAAAAUCGGCGGAAAUCGUGAAGCGAGGACUACAAAAUGCCUGAUUCUAUAACAAACGGUGGACGACCACCAGCACCUCCAAGCUCUGUGAGCUCAACAACAGCAUCGACAACUGGUAAUUUUGGUACUCGACGUCGUUUAGUGAAUCGUAUCAAGAAAGUCGAUGAACUACAUCCAGCACAAGAGAAUCCCACAAUGGGAUCACACUGGUUGUCCGAGCAAGAAAGAUCACGACUUGAAGCUGUUCAACAGGAUUGGCGAAGAACUCGACCAAUGAAAUUUCAGUGGACUUCAAAAAAGAGACCAGAUGAUCCAACGACAUCAUCUCCAUCGACAGUUUCAAUUAGUAAUGCAUUGGAAAAUUCAACACCUUCAUUAAACAAUGUUUCUUCGAUCACAAACUCUUCAUCACCAUUUUCUUUAUCGUCAGCUGCAACAUCGACAGCUUCUGCCAUAAUCCCAUUUACCUCAAAUGUAGCUACAAAUCAUCCACAUCUUAAUCACCACGUGUCGAGAAUACCACAGGCGAUUGUAACAGGAGGGACAAAUGGUUCAUUACCUCCAUUAUUAAUAUCACCGACGUCAGCAGCAGCCGCAACGCCGUUGAUUUCAGGAAAAGCGGGUCCAAUGUCACCAUCAACGGGAAGUCCAAUUAAUGUGGCUGCUACAGUAUUACAGAAUGCAGUUUCAAGUCCACAACAUAGUAUUUUUGAUAGAUCUAGGUUAAAUAAAAUUCCACCAAACACAUCAUUAGCAUCGUCUUCGUCUCCGAGUGAUGCUGCUAACAAUGAUAAACCUAUACAACAACGUCAUAGUAUUUUAUCGAAUGUUCGAACUCUCACUCAAGCAAUGGUAAACGAUGGACCACGAACGUUGACUGGAGAUGAUAUGGACAAGAUGGUCAGUGAAGAGGAAAGAGCACGAAAAGAGCAAGAGAAGCGAGAAGAAGAAGAGAAAGCAGCACGGAGAAUUGAUGUUGAAGAUGAUUUUGAUGCGCAAGAAAAACCCAUUGAUAAGAGUAAAAAUGGUCGAUUCUUAAAGUUCGACGAAGAACUUGGUCGCGGAUCGUUCAAGACAGUGUUUCGAGGGUUGGACACUGAAACCGGAGUGGCCGUUGCGUGGUGUGAGCUUCAGGAGAGUAAACUGAAUAAGACUGAAAGGCAACGUUUUCGAGAAGAAGCUGAAAUGCUCAAGGAUCUGCAACAUCCGAACAUCGUACGAUUCUACGAUUAUUGGGAGAGUGCGGAUUUGUGUGGAAAACGGAAAUAUAUUGUGCUUGUAACCGAAUUGAUGACUUCAGGAACAUUAAAAAUGUAUUUGAAGCGAUUUAAACGGAUAAACAUAAAGGUAUUGAAAUCUUGGUGCAGACAAAUUCUGAAAGGGCUUUCAUUUCUUCACACACGUAAUCCACCUGUAAUUCAUCGUGAUCUCAAGUGUGAUAAUAUCUUUAUCACUGGUACAACUGGUAGUGUAAAGAUUGGAGAUCUUGGAUUGGCAACUCUUAAAAAUAAAUCAUUCGCGAAAUCUGUCAUUGGAACUCCAGAAUUCAUGGCACCGGAAAUGUACGAAGAGAUGUAUGAUGAGAGUGUAGAUGUCUACGCGUUUGGAAUGUGUCUUCUUGAAAUGGUUACCGGAGAAUAUCCAUAUUCUGAGUGUAUGAAUCCAGCGACAAUCUACAGAAAAGUGAUAUCAGGUGUCAAACCAGAAUGUUUCUCAAGAAUUCCUGCACAAUAUCCUGAAAUACGUGAGAUAAUCGAUCGGUGUAUUCGUGUGAGACGAGAAGAGAGAAGUACCGUGAAGCAAUUGCUCGUUGACGAUUUCUUCACUCCAGAAGAUCUCAUCGGAAUUCGUGUUGAAAUUAAGAAUCGGGAUGCUGAUCUCAAUGAUCUUAACGUGGAAAUUCAAAUGCAACUCCGAGUUUACGAUGAGAAAAAGAGAAAACAAUAUCGGUUCAAGGAGAACGAAGGACUUCAAUUUGCAUUUGAUAUUGAAAAUGACAGCCCAGAUGAAGUUGUUCAACAGAUGAUCGAGCAACAACAUAUUCCAGAUGAGGAUACUCGAAUGAUAACAAAGUUGAUAAAAGACAAAGUGGAUGCGUUCAGAAGAGAUCGAGAUCAUCGUUUAUUGGAGAUUAAAAGAGCAAAAGAGGAGGAAGAAAGGAUACGAGAAGAGGCUGAGAUUAAAGAGGAAUUGAGGUUGAGAGCUGAAGCUAAAGAAAAGGAAAAGGAGAGGUUGGAGAAAGAACGAUUAGAAAAAAAAGCUGCAGCUGCGGCCGCAGCCAAUCCGAAUCCUACACCAAUUCCACCAACUCCAGCAACACCACACUCUUCUGCCCAACAACAGCCUAUUCCACCACCACUAUCAACUCAAACUUCGGCUGAAAUACAGCAGUCUGCUCAACAGCCAUCUGUACCUGUAACUAUGAUCGCAAAUAUCCCAGCUAUGUCGCCAACAUCAGCUCAACCACAACCUGUUUUAUCACCAACAAGUGCAGCGGUUCCAGUUCCAACGACAAUGAUUCAUGUUCCAAAACCUAGCGAGAUUCCAGUGCAGAAUGUAGCGACGACUGCAGCCCCGGUUGCGGCUAACAAUGUACCACCAUCACCAGCUCCAUUCAAAACAGAAGAUAUCCAAACUCCCACACUUGCCCAGAAUACGGUUCCACGAACAAUCUCCACUGAUGCUUCUGGACUUGUCAUCAAUACUCCUGCAUCAAUAGCAUCACCAUCACCUGCUCCUUCGGCUACUGAUGUUGCUUCAACAACGGCUCCAGUCACCCCUGCUCCAACUCCAACAACAACAACGGACGGUGGUGCAGCAGCAGCUUCAACAACAACUGAAAACAAGGAAGAAAAGCGAAAAAGCAACAAAAGAAAAGUGGUAAUGGAGAUUUUGGGAUGUGAUGAAUCGAGGAAUUUUGCAUUGGUCUCGUGUCGACUUGACACUUCUCAUAAAUCUGUUACCUUCCAAUUUGCACCAGGAACUGACAAACCAUGCACAAUUGCAACGAAACUUUUGGCUGAAGAUUGUCUUUUAAAAGUUCAUGUUCAUAUUGUUGAAGCACAAUUGGGAGAAGUUAUUCAAUUGAUUAAUUCUGAUGGAAAGAAAGGUGUUGGUACUAAAUUAGCGACGGUAUUGGAUCCAAAUAGUACUGAACCACCAACUAUCACUGCUGUCAUGCCAAAGGAUUCCUCUGCCGCAACUGCUUCUAAUACUAAGCCUAAGAUUGAAAUCGAGAAAACGCCACCAACGAGAGAUGCUUCCCAAGAGCCGAAUAAUGUUCAGGUUACGAACGUACGCAAAGUUUCACAAGAAUCAAAUGCCGAAAGUGUUCAAUCAAUUCCUCGUCCAGGUGGAAUCAUUGUGAUGUCCCCAACAAAUCAAACAGAUUCGGCUCCGCCCCCAACUGGAGCUGCAGCAAAACCAUCACGAUUCCAAGUAACAAAGUCAGCGGAUCCUAUAGCUACACCGAUAUCUUCGUCAAUAUCCACAGCAACAGUUAUCCCAAUUGUUGCAGCAACACCUACGAAUAUCACAUCCGAACCGGUCAUUGUCCAACCAAUCACUGCACAAGUUAUAACCCAUUUGGCUACACCAUCGCCAGUUUCUCAUUCGUUAUCAUCAAAUUCUUCUCCAAGUGCUACAACUCAUUCGAAUAUGUCAUCAAUUCAAUCAACGACUAGCGUUCCUGGAAGACGAUUCACAGUUCAGCCCGUCUCUCAAGCAGAAUCCGGAAUAUCUUCGUCAAUUUCUACGCCUCAUCCGGAACCGACGCCAGCAAUCACUUCGUGUCCUCCACCAGUUCCAAGUGUCCCACCAGUGGUGUCCAAUGGGACAUUGAACUUAGAAGUUGCUCCUAAACAGACUCCAUCAGCAACUAACCAAAAUGUCGAUACACAACAUUCAUCGUCAACAGCAUCAACAGCUACAUUAGUUUCGGAGACACCUGCUACAGUACAUGUUACUCCGAUCUCAGUGCCAGCUCCUGUUCAAGAACCAUUAGUCAUCGAUCAUCAUUCUGAUGUAUUGACACAAUUGGAUAGUGAGUUGAGAAAGUGUUUUCAGGUCAGUGGAGUAUCACACUCGGCUUCACCUUCAACGGUAGUCGAGUCGCUCACCUCAAUGACUCCACAAACAAUUCCAUUGGCUUGUCAAACUGUGCCCGCAUCGAUCGGUCAAGCUCCAGCAGUCAUCGCAGCUGCACACGCGGCGUCAUUAAUUCCAAAUGCAAGUGUUCCACAGUCACCUAGUCGUCUUGAUGCCGAAACUGGACUUGCCGGUCUUCACGAGAAGCUUGAAGCGCUGAAAAUGGAACAGGAUCGACGAGAAGAUAUGGGAGAUGAUGCGAUUGGCACAACAACCACAGACGGAAAGGACGAGAUACCGAUUGAUACGUUAAAAGGGCUCGCGGAAGCAUUAGGAAAAGUUAUUCAUGCGGAUGGUAGAGAAACAACACCAAUGCCACCGGAUCAUCCGGAUUUAACAGAUGCUUCAACGCAACAACUCAUCUCACCAUCUAACCCUGAUGUUUUGACAACGAUGUCGUCGGCUGUCGAAGGAUCAGCAUCAUCCACAAUGAUAGAAGACAUUGAUGCUUCAACAUCAGCGGUAGACGCGUCAAUGAUGAAUUCGAUGCCGCCAGGAGCUCAGAACUCUACAGAUCAGAUACCAGCAGCGAUGACACUGAGUAUGGAUCAAGAAUGUGCUCAAUCGAUGACGUCAUCGAUAACAAGAAACACGACAGGCACCAAAUUGGCGACUUUUGAGAAUCUUGAAACAGCUCUAUCUUCCACACUCGGAACACACAUUCGUCAACCGAAUGCACCGUCUUCUCGAGAUGAGACGACGGCUCCGAUGACACCAAGUUUCACAAAUGAAAGAAUUGGUGGUGGUGGAGGUGGUGGAGCAACAUCAUUUAGUAUAGGAACACCGCCCAGCCAUAGUCCGUUCCCUGUUUCGGAGUGUGAUUAUGAUUUGAAGGGUCAAAUGGAUUUGGAAAGCGAAGAUCCUGAGGUGAUCCAGAUGAUUGUUCGUCAUCGAAUGGAACAACACAAACUUCUCGAAAAGCAACGUGUCGAGAUUGAGCGUCUUCGUUCGAAAAUUCGAGUUCCACGUGCAACUUCUGUGAAUCCCGAAAUGAUUGGAGAUGAUGAAGCUGAUACGACGCUUACUGCUCUUCAAAGUGCAUUAGGCAAUGCUUCAUUGUCAUUGCCAGCCAGUCCGCCACCUAAUACUGAGAUUCCAGACAACGAAGGUCAACACCACUGUAAUUCCUUCCGAUGUAUUGGCGACCCGAAUGACAAUGUCUCAAUCGUCAACCAAAUCAAGCAACGUCUCGGUAUCAUCCCGUCAUCGCGACAAUCAGUCCGCUCCGCCACGUCAUCAUCACCAUCAACCCCACCCUCCUCAUCAUCCGCACCUCCAAAAUCACUAUCAUCCCCCACAAAAUCAUACGUCAGCCACUGCUCCUUGUCCAUCGGCUAUGGUUCAACUGCAAGCAGUGAGCAACAACAACGUGAACCCUCUCCAUCAGCCACCACAUCCAGUUUCCUCUCAGAUCCCGCCACAGGCGUAAUAGAAAAUGUAUGAGCAUCCAUAUUAUUACCCAACCCUCUAUCGAAUUUUAUCGGAGUCCAGAUAAUAAACUCUCCAUUUCGCAUUUUCUCUGAUUUUUAAACAAGGUUUCUAUAUCGUAUUGUCUCGGCCUCGCCGUUUUCUGUCCCUUUUUUAAAUUAUCCUUUUCUCCUUUUCAUUCUUUCAGUUCCUUUUUCAAACAAAAAAAGAAAAAAACGAGAACAAGAACAUCUACAAAAACUAGCGUGUAAUUUAUGUCGAUUUGUAUUCUGACGGGUUUUCGCUGAAAGUUUCGUGUAAACUGGAUAUCCUUCUUUCCACUUCCCUCAGCCCUUUAAUGUUUCUUCACAGAAAGUUGAGCAACAUUUUCUCUCUCUCUCUCUCUUUACUUUUUCGUACUGUUCCUUUACCAUAAUUUCUGUAAAUUUCACGUAAUCUUUCAAAAGUUCCUAAAACUUCUACUCUUCCCCAUCCAAGCCAACUGUCCUUCGUUUCUUCUUAUUACGAGUUUCGCCUCUUCAUCGUUUUUCUUCUUUUGUUUCAUUUUGUAUUACUUUUAUUUCUCUUCUUUUCGUAUCCUUUCAUUUUCUUUUUUUCCACAAAAAACUGAAAGUCGUGACUGGUGUCCGAGAUGAAAUAAAGAUACUCUCAUUUUU
This is a messenger RNA of Caenorhabditis elegans, 6519 nucleotides long. RefSeq names its product Serine/threonine-protein kinase WNK (gene wnk-1). NCBI's taxonomy places the organism in Eukaryota, Metazoa, Nematoda, Chromadorea, Rhabditida, Rhabditidae. The coding region runs from base 326 to 5878 and encodes 1850 amino acids. Gene Ontology annotation, cellular component: cytoplasm. The transcript has 15 exons. The record is from RefSeq and is marked reviewed. Gene Ontology annotation, biological process: cellular hyperosmotic response; membraneless organelle assembly; cell volume homeostasis. Gene Ontology annotation, molecular function: protein serine kinase activity; molecular condensate scaffold activity; ATP binding.